CUUCUCUCUCUCUCCCCCCGAAACCUCCAUUGACGACGGGAGGGAGACCCUCUCUUCUCAUCUCACAUAUAUCUCAGCUCCGUUUUGAUUCAUUCCUUUUCUCCAUACGAUUACAGGUCAAUCUAUGAUUUGCACCAGGAUGUCUUCACUGACUGCAAGUACUAUUGCUACCCCAGCAACUAUACCAUCAGUGAGAUCAGAGAGCCAGUGUAGGAGGCAGACCAAGCCAACCUGUUCUUUUCCAUUGGAGCUUAGACCACUUGGCCUGCAGUGUCAGCCCUUUGACAAAAGAAGACCCAUUACGCAUGCUGUUCAAAUGAGGUCCGCUUCAAUAAUAUGCGCUGCUGCUCUGAAUGCAACAUGUGCUGCAGAGCAAACCCAAACUGUUACAAGGCAGUCAUCUACUAUUACUGUCGCUCCUAUUCAAGGCAAGGAGAAGUCACCAGAGCUUGACGAUGGAGGGAGUGGAUUUCCACCACGUGAUGAUGGUGAUGGAGGUGGUGGCGGAGGGGGUGGUGGAGGUGGCUGGACAGGUGGGUUCUUCUUUUUUGGGUUUCUUGCCUUUCUAGGCUUCUUGAAAGAUCAGGAAAGCGAGGGCCCUUAUCGGGAUGGUAGGAGAAGAUGAUAACAUUAUUCGCCUAUCUAAAUCUUAACAAUUUCUGCCAAGUUGUAGCCAAAAACUUGAUCUUUGCUGUAUUAUUUUUUGAUCGGUGAGAACAAUUAAUGGUUACUUGCACAGCUGCAUGACAAUCUGCCCACCUCGGGACUAUGGGAAUCAGAUAGAAUGUUAUUUCCUCUA
Molecule: messenger RNA, 799 nt
Organism: Camellia sinensis
Lineage: Eukaryota; Viridiplantae; Streptophyta; Magnoliopsida; Ericales; Theaceae
Biological process (GO): thylakoid membrane organization; chloroplast organization
Cellular component (GO): chloroplast
Source: RefSeq, a predicted model, not a curated record